AAAAUCCGCAUACUAUCUGUAUCUCCAGAUCCAGUCCAUCCAGACGGAGGAGGUAUAUAUUAUCAUGAGCGCAUGCUUGUUCUCUUGGGCGAUUCGUCCCUUUCCUCUAAUCCCCGAAUCAGAUUCUCGAUGGCCUCCAAACCCUACUUCCAUUCGAUCCAUUCAUCUCAAACAACAUCUCAUACUCAAGAAUUCUCGAGACGAAGGGGUCGGUGUUAUCUCUCCGGACGACACCGUUUCACUGCGAACUCCAUUGAUCGAAGCAGCGAUUUCGAUCAAUGGAGGAGUUGCAGAGACUGUGGUGGAACAAGGAACUACCCCAGAUUUUCCCAAGGCUUCAACGAGAAGGUAUUCGAAGAAGAGGGAAGAUAUGGAGGAGGACGGCUAUGACAGUAGAUUCAAGCUCCGAAACGGAAGGGAGGUUUUUGAAGAGAAAGCCUACCUUGUGAGUGUUGAGCGCAAAGGUGAUACGGAGGAUUCCUUUGGCGUACAAGAGUCACUCAGGGAACUGGCCCAGUUGGCUGAUACUGCUGGACUGAUGGUUAUAGGUUCUACCCAUCAGAAACUUGCUACUCCAAAUUCGAGGACGUAUAUUGGAUCUGGCAAGGUGGCAGAAAUCAAGAGUGCCAUUCAUGCAUUUGGUGUUGAGACAGUAAUAUUUGACGAUGAGCUGUCAGCAGGGCAAUUACGUAAUUUAGAAAAGGCUUUUGGAGGAGAUGUUAGAGUUUGUGACCGCACUGCUCUCAUCCUGGAUAUAUUCAACCAGAGGGCAGCAACACAUGAAGCAGCUUUACAGGUUGCAUUAGCACAAAUGGAAUAUCAGUUACCUCGUCUUACAAAAAUGUGGAGUCACCUUGAGCGUCAAGCUGGAGGCAGGGUGAAAGGAAUGGGUGAGAAACAAAUUGAGGUGGACAAGCGUAUUUUACGUACGCAAAUUGGUGUUCUUAAAAAAGAGCUGGAGUCUGUUCGUAAACAUCGAAAGCAGUACCGGAACCGGCGUGUUUCUGUGCCUGUCCCAGUCGUAUCGUUGGUUGGGUAUACAAAUGCUGGAAAGAGUACGCUUUUAAAUCGAUUGACUGGGGCUAAUGUUCUCGCUGAAGAUCGCCUGUUUGCAACACUUGAUCCGACUACUAGAAGGGUACAGAUGAAGAAUGGGAAGGAGUUUCUUCUUACAGAUACUGUUGGAUUUAUUCAAAAGUUACCAACUACACUGGUUGCUGCCUUUAGGGCAACCUUGGAGGAAAUUUCUGAGUCAUCCCUUCUGGUGCAUGUGGUGGAUAUUAGCCAUCCACUGGCAGAGCAACAGAUAGAUGCUGUGGACAAGGUUCUUAGUGAACUGGAUGUAGCAUCAAUUCCAAAGUUGAUGGUGUGGAACAAGGUUGAUAAAGCCAGUGAUCCUCUGAAAAUCAAAUUGGAAGCAGGGAAAAGAGAAGACACAGUAUGCAUCUCUGCCAUAAAUGGUGAUGGAUUAGAUGAAUUCUGCAGUGCAGUUCAGGAAAAACUUAAGGAUUCUAUGGUAUGGGUGGAAGCUUUGAUUCCAUUCAACAAAGGGGAAUUUCUCAGUACGAUACAUCAGGUUGGAAUGGUCGAGAAAACAGAAUAUAUGGAGAAUGGGACAUUGGUUAGGGCUUAUGUGCCGCUCCGGUUUGCAAGGCUACUCACCCCAAUGAGAAAAGAAUAACAAGAAUGAUUUGGUUUAUUCAUGAAUGAGGUAGAUGUUAUGUAUAUAUAAUAGAUUCAUGAUACAAUUGAGGAAACGAUAUAAAUAAGAAAAUAAUACUAAAUCAGUGAUGGACACAAUCAUAGAUUAUAUACAUUAUACUAAAAAUAAAAAGAUUCUAUGCACUCUAAUUUCUAUA
Messenger RNA from Camellia sinensis, 1859 nucleotides. RefSeq names its product GTP-binding protein, HflX. Gene Ontology annotation, molecular function: ribosome binding; GTP binding. Lineage: Eukaryota; Viridiplantae; Streptophyta; Magnoliopsida; Ericales; Theaceae. Gene Ontology annotation, cellular component: cytoplasm. The record is from RefSeq and is a predicted model, not a curated record.